Messenger RNA from Sphaerulina musiva SO2202, 4314 nucleotides. RefSeq lists its product as uncharacterized. The record is from RefSeq and is a predicted model, not a curated record. Bases 172 to 3927 code for a protein of 1251 amino acids. The transcript is spliced from 3 exons. NCBI's taxonomy places the organism in Eukaryota, Fungi, Ascomycota, Dothideomycetes, Mycosphaerellales, Mycosphaerellaceae.
CCGCCCCGACCGACCCUUACCGCCCAGCGACAGCGACCACCACUUGAAAUAUGUACAGCUAGCAGCCAUCGACAGUAUAGCACAAUUGAGGCGUAUCUUGACACGCGCACCUGGAGCAGGGAGAGCAUAGCAACGCGCACAACAACAUACAUAUCCUCAUAAUCCGACAGAAUGGCUGCGAGGGGCAAGGCAAUGCCCGUGGGCUCGUCGCAGUGGGUGCAGCAUGAAAGGGAUCAGGCGGCCGACUUUGUCGGCCAGGAUGUUGAGGAAUUCUCGUAUAGUGUGCGGAACGAGCUGGAUUGGCUGAACGAGCGCAUGGCCGAUAUCUUCAGCAAGACCGAGGUUAACUUCACCGACAUGUUCAAAACGCCUGGAAAGCUACGCGGCAAGACUCCUCGAACUGCGCGCAAGGCGAACGCUCUCGCACCGCGACAGCCUUUGACGGACAUUUUCGCGCCCAACGUACAGCAAGCAGCAGCCUCGCCCGCGAAAGGUACACCCUUCUUCGAGAAAGUCGCUCAGUUUCAGAUUCCCAAGGACGAAGAAAAUGUACCUCCUCAACACAAACCAGCUGGGCGUGGAACAAGCCCUCAACGAGUUGGAAAGCCAUACUCAUAUACCGAUUCUGGAUACCACGGAAUGAUGACUGAAGACGAGAUGGAAUUGGACGCACAGCGAAAUGAGAGCGUCGCGUGCUCAUCACACAUCGCCGCGCAACCUUUGAAAGGGCCCGUACGAUACGAUCAGCAACCGUCCGAGCGAAAUGGAGACAACCAUGUUAUUAGCGAUGACUCUUUUGUCUCUGCGAACGAGCAGAAAAGCGGCGCAGAGAACGGCGCUGACGAUCAGAUGGAUGACGCGCCUGGUGAUACGCAACCCUAUACGCAUGAGGAGGAGACGAGACUCGUCGCGAAUGCCCUACAGGACGUCAACGAGGUACAGAUCUACGAGGAUGAGCCCAUGGAAGAUCACAUAACCGAAGCUGUGCGACCAACACCAGAGCUUGAGCAAGCGCAGGUGCCGGUCGCCCAAGAGAAUGAUGUCGAUAUGGACAUGGACGCUGCAGAUGACCAGUCUGAAACGUCCAGUCCCGAGAAACCUCUGAAUCGCAAGAGUAGCUUCACUUUCUCUUCUUUACCAGCACGAGAGCCGCUCACAGCCAAGCGCAGCAUGGGGCAAAUGGAGCUGAACAGGAAUAGUGUUUUCAACAAAUCUAUUGGCGGUCGACAAACGGAUCAUCAAAUGACAGACGACGGCCAGGAGAAGUCACAAGAGUCCAGGCCACAUGGAAAAUCUACCGCACAGCUCCUACAUGACCGUAUCAAUAUGCUAGGCAAGACCAAGGAGCCUCGACCAUCAAAGAGCAUUCAUCAGAUGGCUUCUUUGAGUCACUCUGCGUACCCACAAUUGCCUACAGCCGGGCAAGAAAUCGCGCAGCCGAAUGAGCCUUUCGACUUCGAGUUCCCGCAGAAGAUCGGAGAGCAGACUGCAGCCCCCAUUGAGGACGCUGAGGAUGAUUGGAUUGCCCCCAAGAAGCCAGCUCAUCCCCUGCGACAAAAAUCAUCAGAUAAUGAUCUACAGCCUUCAUCGGCGAAGCUAGCCUCGCCACGGCCUGCCAUGCAUACCAAGUCGAUAUCGACCACAGAUAUUCCUUCGCCGUUGAGGGCCAACAUGGGCGAUCCUCAGCACCAGAAAGCAAUUUCAGUCUCACAUCCCAUACUCGCAGAAAUCCUCGAGUCCACUACACCACACGAGUCUCCGUCGCGAAAAGCCAACGAUGGACCGUUGAGUGCGUCGAAGAGCAGGCUAUGGUCAGCGUUGAAGUCUGCGAAGAACAUAUUCGCAUCGUCUGCCAGCACUAGUGCUGCGGCAAAGCUCGAAGCGUACAAUGACUCGCAAGCUCUCACUCGCUCUCCGACUCGCGAUCCUGUUGAGCAGUCGCACAAGGUCUUUAACAUGCCCGGUGCUCUGUGGUCGACGAAAGACGUGCUCCAGAGCCCGGAAAGAAAGAAUUCGAUAGUUUCUCACAGCCCAAGCAGGAAGACACGACUUUCUCAUGAGAGUGAGAAACGACGCGAGAAGGAGGUCAAAGCUCAAGAGAAGGCUGCCGCGGAUCUUGAAAAGGUGCGAGAGAAGGAGCGUCAAAAAGCUGCCGAACAACAGGCGAAAGAGACUGCAAAAGCUGAGAAAGCUGCGAGGGCCGAAGCUGCAAGGGUUGAAAAGGAGAGACAGCUGGCGGCGAAAGCUGCCGCGAAUGCUCCAAGGCCACAGUCUGCUGACGAAGAGAUGACCUCUGAGAAUGAGAUGGCACCUCCACCACCGCCGAAGACUGGCAUGCUUCCAGCUGGUAAGUUGAGAGCUCCUGGACGACUCAUGCGGCCAACCAAGGAGUCUACACAAUCUAGACCUGUGGCAGUACGUAUGCCCUCUCAAGCACAGCGAGCAGGCCAGGCACCGUCGUCGUUUAACAAAUCUCACCACGAAACGCUGGCAUCAUCUACGAGCAGCCACGCAGGACCACGCGCCGGAUCUGCCAUGGGUCCCAGGCCGGGAACUGCUGGUGGCAAUGCUCGUGUAAAGGCACUCGAAAGCGCUGCUAGAAAGAAGGAAGCGGACGAGAAGGCAGCUGCGAAGAAAGCGGAGCAGAAACGAGAGCUCGAGCGCAAGCGCGCCGAGAAGGCAGGACAGGAAAAGCGCGCAGAGGAAGAACGCAAGGCCGCUGAAUCACAGCGAAUACAGGAAGCCAAGCAGACUGCUGAGCGCAAGGCAGCCGACAAGCGUGCUGGAGAGAUGCGGAAGCGCGAACAGGAUCGUGCUGAACAGCACAAGCGCGAACAGGAUCGCCUCGAGCAGCAGCACAUAGAGCAGGAGCGACUCGAGCAGCAGCGGCGAGACAUUGAGCGCCUUCGACAAGAAGAGGAUGCUCGUAAGGCUAGAGAGGCGCACGAUCUGGCGGAGGCUAUCCGCCGCGAGCGCAACCAGCAAGGCCAGCAGCAUCGGGGUGACUUGCCCGGUACUUUACGCCAAUUGAGCAAAAACACUGUGCCGUCCACAAACCCAGCCAAGCCUCCCAAGCGACAGCUUCCCAUCGAGGACGAUGACCAUGCCCCACCGCCACAAAGACCCGGUAUUCUGCGCAAUGGACCUUCCUACCAACAGGCAGAUCCCAAGCGACGACGCACGAAUGAGGAGCAAGAUGAGCCUCCUCUUAAGCGGACUUCAGUCAUGGCGCCGCCAAAGCGCCCAUCCACGAUGCGCAAGGAACCGCUGUCAAAAUUCUCCGGCUAUGCGCACGCCCCUCCUCCUGCUGCUCACCACGCUAGCAUGUUUAAAUCUGCUGUCACUGCGCAGCACCAGAGUCAGCACGGGAGCAGCAAGCCUAUGCACCCAAGCCAGCUUGUGCAAACUUCCAGUGCCCGCAUUCCAUUCGCCGAUAACGCGAAAACUCCUGGGCAGGCUUCAAGUUCACAGUAUCAUCCUGGCUACGAACCCCACAAGUUCAAGACUCCGUCAAGACCUCAGCAGGCAGCAAAAUCCGCCAAGUCCACGCCACAGUACCCUCAAGGAGACAACAUUGAGCUUCCGGACAUCGCGACCGACUCUGAGGAUGAAGAGGACGAGGAUGAUGAGCCUGGCGGCUUCCGCGCGCCUUCAUGGACAGCUUCGCCGGCUCUGCGUGCUCUUCUUACCGAGCAGCAACUCCUGGACCCUGAAGCUGUAUUUGGACCGAUUGGUGAGCUGAAAAUGGAGGAAGUAUUUAAAAAUGGCAAGAACCAGGAUCGACUCAAGCGUUUCCGCGACCGUGGGAGCAGUGCUAUGUGGGUCGAGACUGGUGAUGCUGUUACUAGCGCGGAGAAGAGGAGGGACAUGGAAUUGAGGGAGAGAGUGGUGAGAGAAGGCGGUUGGAGGUAUGAGCCUGGCGUUUGAGGCGGCCUUGGAUGGCUCCCGAGCGAAUUGCAGGCUUCAGCACUGAUGAUAAUAAUGUCCAAUUACGACUGGCUUUGGCUUGGGCGGGUUACUGGCGUACAGUGAGAGAGAGAGAGACUUGGAGGUUCGGAUGGUAUCAUGGUUGUCACUACAAGUUACCUUGAAGCAGGCAGGGUACCUGUGCCAUAUUCGGCACGGAUUCUUGAUGGGCAGGCGAAUCUUCCUAGAUACCUGUUUAGACUCUCGCUGGAUGCAAUGCAGGAAGGAUUCAUAAUACCUUGGUUCCGUACACCAGAGGAUAGAUAGAUCAUAUCUGCUGCCGGUUGAUUCGCUUCUUUUGUGACAGUCUCAAGAGGACAACCCUAUCUAGCUUACGAUGCCAAUGGC